AUGGCCACUACCCAGCAGAACUACAUCCUCACCGCAGAUCCGCUCUCGCUAGAUCGCAUCAGGUCGAUCCUGAACCGGCUCGAGGACACCAUCAUCUUUGAGCUCAUCGAGCGCGCACAGUUCGCACACAACCCCAAGAUCUACCGCCGUGGCGAGUUCGAGGAGCUACAGAGCAUCGGGUUCAAGGGCACCUGGCUAGAGUGGUUCUUGAAAGAGACUGAGUCCUUCCACGCCAAGGCACGGAGAUACACGAGUCCUGAUGAAUACCCGUUCACCGAUCCCGCCGAGCUCCCUCAGCCCGUCCUCAAGGGCGUCGAGCUCCCCAAGAUCCUCUACCCGAACAAGGUCAACGCGAACAAGUCCAUCCUCAGCUUCUACACGCGCUCCAUCGUCCCCCGCAUAACAGCUCACGCAACACUCGCCCUCGCCGCGGCCAAGCGCGCCAAGGGCAUAACGGGCGACGACGAGUACGAGGAUGACGGCAACUACGGUAGCACCGCUGUCCUCGACGUCGAGGUUCUGGGAGCGAUCAGCAAGCGGGUACACUACGGCAAGUUCGUGUCCGAGUCGAAGUUCCGCGCAGACCCGGCUGCGUUCAUCCCACAUAUUCUGAACCCCAACCGAGCGGCCCUAGACGCGCUCAUCACGAAGCCUGAGGUCGAGCGCAAGCUCCUCCAGCGCCUCCGGAAGAAGGCCGAGGUCUACGCACUCAACUUCUCCCCAGAGGGCGAGCCCAGCGGGGAUGCCGGGCGGAAAAUCGACGUCGAUGCGAUCGUCGAGUUGUACGAGCACUACAUCAUCCCCCUGACGAAGGAAGUCGAGGUCGACUAUUUGUUGGUGAGGCUAGAGGGCAUGUCGCAGGAGGAGAUUGAGGAAUUAGCAACGAGUAAAAAAGCAUAG
Molecule: messenger RNA, 900 nt
Organism: Rhodofomes roseus
Lineage: Eukaryota; Fungi; Basidiomycota; Agaricomycetes; Polyporales; Fomitopsidaceae
Product: chorismate mutase
Exons: 5
Coding region: 1-900 (299 amino acids)
Biological process (GO): chorismate metabolic process; aromatic amino acid biosynthetic process
Cellular component (GO): cytoplasm
Molecular function (GO): chorismate mutase activity
Source: RefSeq, a predicted model, not a curated record